CUGACUGCGUCGGUUUGGAAGAACGUGCGACACUCCACGUGAUUGCGAAAAUGGCGGCGCUACAAGGUCCAGAAAUUCAAUUUGCACAAAAGUUAGCGUCAAACGAAAAACCUAUCCGAACAAAAGCAUUGAAAAAGUUGAGAAAAUAUAUAGGUGUCAGAUCACAGAAAGCGGCUGGUGGGUUUACAAGUGAAGAGCUGCUAAAGCUAUGGAAGGGUCUCUUCUAUUGCUUGUGGAUGCAGGACAAACCGCUUUUACAGGAGGAGCUUUCAAACACAAUUUCCACACUGAUUCACAGCUUUCACGAUACCAACGGACAAAUAUUAUUUAUAGAGAGCUCCCUCAAGACCUUCAAAAGAGAGUGGACUGGUAUCGACAGACUACGAAUGGAUAAGUUUUUCCAGCUGGUCCGCUUCAUGUUCAGGCAAAGCUUUGAGAUGCUGAAGAAUAAAGAAUGGGAGAGCAGCGUGGUUGCACAAUUUCUAGAUGUGUUUGCUACAGAGCUCCUGAUUGCUGGAAAUGAUGCACCCACUGGUCUGCAACUCCAUAUCUUGGACCUCUACUUGACUGAACUGGCAGCUGUGGGUUCAGCGGAGCUUACUGCUGACCAGAACCUACAACUGAUAGAACCAUUCUUCAAAACGGCAGCCAAAACCAAGGAUCGGACUCUUUUCCGAGCGAUCUGCAUCAACAUCUUCAGCACGAUUAUUGACCAGGCUCCCUUAGCCAUUGAGGAUCUGAUGAGAGAGCUGAAUGAAAAUGUGUCUUCUGAUUCAGGCCAGUCCUCUGAAGGGGAAGAGGAGGAGAACCCAGUUAAGAAGAUUAAUGGUAGCAAAUCAAGCAAAAAAGGUCGUAAACUUCAGUCAGGAGAAUCUGACAAGGAAUUACCCGUUGAUGACGACGCGAUACCAGUUUUACAGUUUGAUUAUAAAGCAGUAGCAGACAAGCUGUUCGAGGUGGCAAGUCAAGGUAACGUACCCAGCCUGAAUAGACGGAGGAUCUACAAAAUCACAAGAGUGCUUCUGAAUCUGAGUGAAGGCAUCUUCCCGCAAGUUCGCCGUCCAGAAGAAGUCUCUUCAGAUGAGGAUGAUGAGUUUGACAGCAGAAAGAGGAAGAAGAGGCAACUAGCAACUAGCAAUCGAAAGAAAAAAAUGAAACUCAAGGGAGUUAGUGACUCUGGUAAAGAUGACGUGAAGGCAACAGACGGGAUUGUAAAAAAUACCAAAAAGCCAAAAAAGAAGAAAAAGAAGGCAAGGCUUGAUGGGAAUGCCAACGUGUCUGAUGUGGUCGAUACUCAAGUUACAAAUCAGAAUGGGUUGCCUGGUAAGGCAAAAAAACAGACCUCUGUUACGGCCUCAGAAGAAGUGAGCCAGCCUAAUUCUUGUAUAACUAACAAUAAAUCGAAAAAGAAAAAAAAGAAACAAGCUGUAGAUGUUAAACUAGAAGAAGUAGGGAAUAGUAAGACGUGCACUACACAGGAGGUUAACACAAUUGUAGAAACAGCAGAGUGUGCGAGCACCUCAGAAACCAGUGUUCAGCUUAAGUCAAAAGUUGACAAAACGGGACCUCAAACUACCGCCGAGGUCACAUCGAAUGAACCUGGAACUCAAGCCUUAAAUUCCCCCAAGACAAAUAAGAAGCGUCGGAAGGCUAAGAAAGUUGAGUUGCCUCCUUCGUCACAGCAAACCCAGUUAGAUUCUCCAUCAGUCCCUUGUGAUACUUCUGCUGAUGUUGCCACGGAGUUCAAACCUGAAAAUAUAACUGAUGCUACACCCUUGACUAAAAAGAGUAAAAAAGGUAAAAAUAAGAUCACCCUUACAAGUCCAAGUACUACUAGUGAAAGUGAACCUACAUUUGAUCAUCACGUGGUAACACCACUUAAGAAGAAUAAACAAAAGUCAGCACAAGUGAAAGAGGUUUGCAGAUUGGAAGAACCCAAGGUGUGUGAUGAGGCAUCCUCUUCCUCAGGGAAGCCAAAUAAGAGGAAAAGAAAAAUACCCGUCACGUUUGAGUAUGAGGCUGAUGAGCAUGAGUCUUCCCCAGCCAUCAAUGAAACUGCAGACACAACAUCAAGUGUUAAGAAGAUAAAAAAAGCGUGUGGUUCAUCUACACCAAAAGCCAAGCCAAAGUUGGAGAACACAUCGUCAUGUGACUUGGUAAGAUUUCAGAGAAAGGCCAAAGUUCCUACACCACUCUUCUUCAGAGCAAAUUCAGGAAGUUGCAAAACCACAUUCGUGGGCAAUGAGAUGGGCCAAACUCCAACAUCAGACAGCAAGAAGGUGACCUUCCAGCUAAAGAGUAAUAAAACAGCUGAAUUCAGGAAGAAUGAUCGCAGCCUGUUACUUAGUCCAGAGGGUCCAUCAAAAGUGCCUUUUGACCCAAAACAAAAGCCCAAAUCCGGGGUCCUAAAGUCUUCUCCUACGCCGCUCUUCACCCGCAUCAAGAAGACUCCCACGGCUGGCAGGAAAAAGGGUUCGAGAACUCCAAAAAGCACACCUGGAAGACGUCCAACUGCGGCAGACUUUUUUUGAAAUUGUACACUUGAUUACAUUAGAUACAAUGUAAAUGUCUUAUUUUAUCAAACUUAAAACUUGAGACCCCCUUUACAUUAGAUGAAGAGGUAUUUUUGAUUUUUUUUUUUUUCCCCUCUGUAUGUCAGUGGAUCAGCCGGUCCACAUUAUUUUAGUCUGCAUCAUUGUUCCUUGUUCCAAGGACUGUACAACUCUGUUCCAUUGUUACACAUUAUAGUGCUGAAUGGAAAUCACAUAUAUCAGAUUAUAAUUUUUCAAUUCAUUUUAUUUUAUUUUUUUUUAGAAAUCACCAUGUUUGAGCUUUUAAUAUUACGAUGACAAAAUGGGAAACUUUUCUACACUUACCAAUGAGUGAUUUAACAUCUUACCUACGCGGGGGUCAUAUUGUACAACUCACUGAAAACAGUCGGGCUUUAUUCCGAAGACUGGCCGGGAAGAUGCCUGUUGGUCGGAAGAAUGAGUAUUUUAUAAGUGAUGGGUCAACAAACGGCCUUAUAAUUAAGAUCUAUCCAUCGUAAAUCAGUUUUAAGGGCACGGGAAAUUUUUCUAUUCAGUUUGUUGUACUGACAUAUUUUGUGGGAAAAAAACAUUAAAGCAACCCUGUCACAUCCAUGAAAAAGAUUGUCUGGCAUGAAAUUUGUUACGCUUCGUAAAAGAAUGAUUUCCCAUGGACCAACUGCUAUAUUUACAUCUCUGACUGUAUGUGUACUAUUCAUUUUUUAAUCCCCUGAUGAAUGUCCGUGCAUCAAUAAGCAAACUUCAGCAUUCACUAGUGUAUCAAUUGCUUCUUACGCCGUUGUUUCCAUGCUUAUAUCUGGGCACCUGUGAUGAUGUUAGGUUUUUGCUGUGGCCAUGCACAAGUUAAGCUCGAAGUUGACCUACUCUGCUUGAUUUGAACCUUUUCAGAUCGUCUGUUUUAAACCAGAAUUUUCCUAGAUUUCAAAUUCAGGGGAAGUCACCUCCGAAUUUUUAGAAUUGGACUUGAUCUCUGAAUUUGCAUUUGAAUUUGAAACUGGAGUCUGCUCAGCUGUCAAUAAAAUAUUAUUUUUCUUUU
Messenger RNA from Corythoichthys intestinalis (scribbled pipefish), 3585 nucleotides. RefSeq names its product ribosomal RNA processing protein 1 homolog A-like. NCBI's taxonomy places the organism in Eukaryota, Metazoa, Chordata, Actinopteri, Syngnathiformes, Syngnathidae. The transcript has 16 exons. Gene Ontology annotation, cellular component: nucleus; preribosome, small subunit precursor. The record is from RefSeq and is a predicted model, not a curated record. The coding region runs from base 51 to 2531 and encodes 826 amino acids. Gene Ontology annotation, biological process: rRNA processing.